AUGCCAGAGGCAGAUACAGUAUUUCGUGCACGUUCCGAGGGUGUUUCGGCUGAAGGAGUCCGGGACCAAUAUGCCGAUGGGAAAGCUGCAAAGGUCUGGGAGGUUUUCAUUGGUGAUAAGAAAUCCAGGACUGACAAUUACAAAAAUUUCUUGGUGGAUUUACUGAAGAAGAAAGGAUGCAAAAGGAUUCUAGAUGUAGCAUGCGGAACGGGUGUCGACUCCAUUAUGUUGAUAGAAGAAGGCUUCGAAGUUGUAUCAGUUGACGCUUCUGACAAAAUGUUGAAAUAUGCUAUUAAGGAACGGUGGAACCGCAGAAAGGAGCCAGCAUUCGACAAAUGGAUUAUUGAAGAAGCAAACUGGCUUACUCUAUACGAUGACGUCAAACCAUAUUUAAAUGAGGGUUUUGAUGCAGUAGUUUGUCUAGGAAACUCAUUCCCCCAUUUACUUGAUGCCUUUGGAGACCAACGAGAACACAAAUUGGCAAUUCGUAACUUCCGCAGAUGCACCAAGCCAGGAGGAUUGUUUCUGAUCGAUCACAGAAAUUACGACAACAUUCUGGCCAAUGGAAAGAUGUCAAUGAAGAAUGUGUACUACAAUGCCAAACACACGGUAGACAUCAAAUCCUCAGUACUCUAUGUUAGUGGGAAACCUCGAAUGGUUACUCGGGACUACGUAUUAGAAUUGAAUGGAGAAACCAAUGAAUUCCGACUAUCCUACUACCCACAUUUGCUGCAAGUCUUCACAGCCCUUCUAGAUGAAGUAUUCGAAAAUAACGGCAAAAAUCACAUCAUAUACGGGGACUUCAAACCCUUGGACGAAAGUAACGAUAAUCCUUCGUACUAUGUCCACAUCAUGGAAAAUAAAUGAAACAAAAAUAUUUAAUUUAUUAAUAAAUAUAAUAAGAAAACUAUUU
This is a messenger RNA of Hermetia illucens (black soldier fly), 913 nucleotides long. RefSeq names its product glycine N-methyltransferase-like. The record is from RefSeq and is a predicted model, not a curated record. Bases 1 to 867 code for a protein of 288 amino acids. Gene Ontology annotation, biological process: protein homotetramerization; S-adenosylmethionine metabolic process; one-carbon metabolic process. NCBI's taxonomy places the organism in Eukaryota, Metazoa, Arthropoda, Insecta, Diptera, Stratiomyidae. Gene Ontology annotation, molecular function: glycine binding; identical protein binding; S-adenosyl-L-methionine binding. The transcript is spliced from 4 exons. Gene Ontology annotation, cellular component: cytosol.